Molecule: messenger RNA, 891 nt
Organism: Auxenochlorella protothecoides
Lineage: Eukaryota; Viridiplantae; Chlorophyta; Trebouxiophyceae; Chlorellales; Chlorellaceae
Exons: 4
Coding region: 1-891 (296 amino acids)
Biological process (GO): deoxyribonucleotide catabolic process
Molecular function (GO): 5'-nucleotidase activity
Source: RefSeq, a predicted model, not a curated record
AUGGCGGGCUUGGAUCGAGGGGGACACCUCACGGGCACAACCCGCGUGUCGCUCAACCACCGCGCCUUCGGCGUCCAUCGCCCACCUCACGUGCGGCCCCUUGCGCUGCAUGCCAAGGCUGAAUCUCACACCGAGGGUGUCCGGCCCAGGUUGCAGCAACGUGCCGACCUGUGCGAGCGACAGCUGUCCUCCCUGGAUGUCUCCACCACCGGAACUGGGGAGCCUGGGCUGGGCGGCAACAUCCUGCCCCACGCUCGUCCCAGGCGGCGCCUGAAGGUGGCUGUGGAUGUGGAUGAAGGUCGCUUCCUGCACAGUCUCAACCAGUUCUGCUUGGAGGAGCAUGGCCGUGAGUACCAGGUGUCUGACUACUUCCUCUACGACUUUGCCAAGGUGUGGAAGUGCAGCCAGGAGGCAAGCAACGUCAUGGUGCACAACUUCUUCAAGUCGCACCAUUUCUCGGCUGGCAUCCAGCCCAUUCCAGGUGCGCUGGAGAGCCUGAAGCGGCUGCAGCCCUUUGCAGAGCUGGUGGUGGUCACUUCCCGCCAGCACGUCAUCCAGGAACCCACCCUGGACUGGGUAGAAACCCACUUCCCCCAGGUCUUCAGCAGCGUGCACUUUGGCAACCACUACGCGCUGGAGGGCGCCUCACUCAGCAAGGUGGAGAUGUGCCGCGGCGCGGGCGCGCAGGUGCUGGUGGACGACAACCCACGCUACGCGGAGGAGUGCGCCGAGGAGGGCCUGCACGUCCUGCUCUUCGACUGGGAGGGCGGCUACCCCUGGGCCAGCACGCCGGCAGGGCCCUCCCACCCGCGCAUCACGCGCGUGCACGACUGGGCGGGCGUGGAGCGGGAGCUGCACGCCCUCAGCCGCCGCCUGGCCCAGGAGGAGUAG